Messenger RNA from Pseudovirgaria hyperparasitica, 2681 nucleotides. Its product is annotated as Di-copper centre-containing protein. Bases 390 to 2510 code for a protein of 706 amino acids. The record is from RefSeq and is a predicted model, not a curated record. Lineage: Eukaryota; Fungi; Ascomycota; Dothideomycetes; Acrospermales; Acrospermaceae. Gene Ontology annotation, molecular function: oxidoreductase activity. The transcript has 5 exons.
GCAUCCCCAUUCUGUCCUGCUUGCUCUUCAACAUCUUCAAGGCCCGGGCGACUUUGCAUCUCUCUCUCUCUCUCUCUCUCUUUCUCGCACUCUCUCUCUCCUCUGUUGCCAUUCUUGCUUCCACUUCUUCUCCUUCUUCUUCUUCCCCCCGUGUACAUCAAUCUGCCUCGGGGACUUUUCUCCUGUCAACUCGUUCAUUACUGCUCCUUGUUGCCAUUUCAACGUAUCCACUCAUUGGUCAAGGUCUGCUACAUGUAUUUUCCGGUCUGAUUUGGCAACAAAUACCCAUACCCAAUUUCCCAGUAUCUGCUUCGACCGGGCCCGCAGACGAACAAUUGCGAUCAGCUACAUCGUUUCCUCACAUUCUUUCUUGAGCGUUUCCGUGCAAGAUGCGCUUCGAUCUCACCACGAGCCUCACUUGGCUCCUGGCUGCUUCUUCUUUUACCGAUGGUGUCUCUGCCAGUCCAGCCGAGUCGUCUGAUCCUCUCGUCAAGCGAGCAUACACUGCCAUUACAGGUCCAUCUGGCAAUGCAUGCUCACGUCUUGAAGUGCGUGACCUUCAAAAGAACAACCCCGACCAAUGGAACCUGUUCUUGUUAGCUAUGCAGAACUUCGAGGCCAUGGAUCAAAAGGAUAAGUUCUCCUAUUAUCAAUUAUCAGCUGUCCACGGGCGCCCCUUCACUCCCUGGAAUGACGUCGCUCGAAAGUCGAGAAGCGAUGGCAGCGGCGCCGGCUAUUGCUUCCACAUCUCAAACAUGUUCUUGCCUUGGCAUAGACCAUAUCUGGCCGCGUAUGAGAAAGCCAUCGACGACAGAAUUCCGUUUGUAAUUCAGCAAUUUCCAGCAGACCAACGCAGCAGGUGGGAGCGAGCUCGAAAUUGCUUCCGUCUACCGUACUGGGACACUGCGCGCAGAGAUUCCGGAGGAGAGACUCUGCCUUCGAUCAUCACCGAUGAAACCGUUACCAUGGACACUCCGACUGGCAGACGAUCCGUUCCCAACCCGUUGGCUUACUACCGCUUCAACUCCACCUCUGAACUGGGUGCUCAGAAGUGGCAAGAUUGGCAACGCACAUACCGAGAGCCCACGACAGGCGGCAAAGAUGCGCAAAGCAAUAUUUCGAAGCUCAAGAGCGAUCUCAACACUGAGCAACCGAAGCUCAAGAAGAGAAUCUAUGAUCUGAUGACUUCACAAAAGGAGUAUCGUCUGUUCAGCACUGAGGCUACUGGCGGUAACACCGGCAAUAAAGAGAGCCACGACAGCUUGGAAAGUGUACACGACUCUGCGCAUAUGAUCAUUGGGUCUGGAAGUAAUGGCAACAACGGCCACAUGUGGUUUUUGGACUAUUCUGCAUUUGACCCCAUCUUCUGGCUGCAUCACUGUAACAUGGAUCGACUGGGAGCAAUUUGGCAGACAAUCAACCCUAACAGUUAUGUGGUUGAAAGCAGAACUACUCGCGAUAACGCUGUCUUGAUGAAAGACUCGGUAACUAAUGGGGAUACAGCGCUGGUCCCCUUUACACAGAAGACAGAUGGGACCAUGUGGACACCAAACACCGCACGCUACACGACGACCUUUGGCUACUACUAUCCUGAAACCGGGCCUGGGUCUACCUCGGACAGCGCAAAGGCUGCUGUGAACAAUCUUUACGGUCCAACUCAGACGCCACCUACUCAGAAUAAAGAUACCGCCAAGCCAAAGUCUAAUUCAUUCAACCUGUUCGACUGGAAACGUUCUUUCCGCCAGCUCUCUGAGCGCACCAACGAGGCAUGGGAAGGCUAUGCUCCCUCGGUUGGCCAGCGAGAGUACAUUGCAACUUUGAACUAUGACAAAUUCGCAAUUGACGGAUCAUAUGCCAUAUACUUUUUCCUCAACGGCGGCAAGUCCUCCAACUCUACCAUAUCAGGAAAGAACCUGACCUCCCAUACUGAUAUUGGUCUGUUCGAUUCCAACGAUGCCAGUACUUUCAUGUCCUCUCCAAACUACGUUGGCAUGCACGGUGUGCUGUCGUCAACUGCGAAGAUGAACCAAUCCUCGAUCGGAAGCGCGGCAAUUCAGCUUCUUCCCGCACUUCAACUCCAUCAUGACGCAGGUCUACUGGAGUCCCUAGAGGAGAACUCUGUCAAGGCAUAUCUGAAGCAGAACCUUGAUUGGAGGGUUCUCAUCUCCACCGGCGAUGUUCUCACAGCCGACGAGAUUCCUAGCCUCACCAUCGGUGUUAUCUCGAAGAAGGUUGACUCCGUCGCAACCGCCAACACUUUCCCAACCUAUAGCGAUAUCCAAACACACCCUGAGAUCACUGCGGACAAACCUGCCGGUUACUCGAGCGAAGAACCCAUUCCUUAUAGUUCGCCUUCGCAAGACGCCCCUGCCGAUUCGUCCCCUGGGUCGUCGUACGAGGCUCCGACCGGGUCUCCGGUUGGCAGCCCUUCCACAUGUACUUCGGAGCCCGUGUAUGAGUAUGUAUAUGUGAAUGGGAAUGGGGACUACUUGUAUACGAGCAUGUCGUGAUAUAGUUGUUUGAUAUCAUAUGUAUAUUUUUUGUAAUUGUUCUAUUCCUCGCCGGGUUUCCUGCUGUGUUGUGCUCCCUCCCGCAUCCAGAGUUUCAUAUAUAUGUACAUAAUAUACCUAGUAGUGAAGUACUCGGCGCUCCCUGCGAGGGAAUUAAUAUAGUGUUUGGAC